UAUCCAGUUGCCCGUUCCAAAAGGAGGACAAAUUUCACGUUUGAGCUCAUCACCAAUGGCAAAGGUUCUCUCUUUCCAUGUGUUUCUAUCUACAGAGAGCCACAGGCCUUCUUCUUCUUCUUCUUCUUCCUCCAAGUCACUCAAGUUUGAGCAGAGAACAAGGACUUCCAUUUCUGCACCCAGAAAAGGUAAUUUCACUCCCUCACGGAAAACCCAGAAGCGAGAUUCAGAGGUUAUUACACACAGAGGUGGUCAGUUCAAUCCGUCACGCAAAACCCAGAAGCUGAAUUCAGAAAUUUCUCCUCAUAGAGCUGUUUCUGCAGUGAGGUUGAUGAGGAUAGAGAUGGGCGGUGCUUUUGCUGAUCUUCUCAAUGAGAAAGGGAAGGGCUCUGGUGAAAAUGAGAUGGGAUAUGUUGAAAGAACUCUCGGCUUUCGCACACGGGAUUUGGAGGACCGUGAUCUUAGACUGGUCACUGAUAUUGUUGGAGGUACCAUACGUUGGAAGAGAUAUCUGGAUCAUCUGAUAAGUUCAAUAUGUCGUGAUGCAAACACAUUUAGCAGAAUGGAACCACUUCUUUUACAGAUUCUCCGAAUUGGUUUCUACGAGAUUGUCAAGCUUAAUAUGCCACCAUAUGCUGUCGUGGAUGAGAAUGUGAGGCUUGCAAAAAUUGCCCUUAGACAUGGUGCUGGCAACAUGGUCAAUGGGAUUCUCCGGAAGCUUGUUUUACUUAAGGAAAGUAACUCUCUUCCUCUACCCAAAGUGCAGGGUGAUGAUCACACACAAGCACGUGCUCUUGCUACUCUGUACUCUCAUCCUGUGUGGAUGAUAAGGCGAUGGACAAAACAUCUGGGACAAGAAGAAGCAAUUAGAUUGAUGACAUGGAAUAAUAGUGAUCCUAGUUUCAGCUUAAGGGCAAACAGUGGGAAAGGUUUUUCAAGAGCUGACCUUGUGACAAAGCUUAAUUUAUUGAAGGUCCCACAUGAGAAUUCUUUGUAUUUGAAUGAUUUUGUCCGUAUGAAAAAAGGGUUGCAGAGUGUGAUUCAAGCUGGUUUGCUGAAAGAAGGCUUAUGUUCAGUACAGGAUGAGAGCGCAGGCCUGGUAGUUUCUGUUGUAGAUCCUCAACAGGGUGAAAGCAUUAUUGAUUGUUGUGCUGCUCCCGGAGGAAAGACUCUUUACAUGGCGUCCCUUUUGAGUGGCCAAGGUAUCGUAUAUGCAGUUGACAUAAAUGAAGGGCGGUUAAGAAUCCUCAAAGAAACGGCUAAGUUGCACCAGUUAGAUGGUGUCAUCACAACUAUUCAUGCUGAUAUGCGUAGUUAUGCGGACAAUAAUACUAUGAAGUGUGACAAAGUUCUGUUGGAUGCUCCAUGUUCUGGACUGGGUGUUCUCUCCAAGAGGGCAGACUUGCGUUGGAACAGGAGAUUAGAGGACAUGGAGGAGCUUAAAAAUUUGCAGGAUGCGCUCCUUGAUGCAGCUACUCAAUUGGUCAAGCCUGGUGGAGUAUUAAUAUACAGUACUUGCUCCAUAGAUCCGGAAGAGAAUGAAGAGAGAAUUGCUGCAUUUCUUGUCAGGCAUCCAUAUUUUUGCAUAGAUCCUGUUGAUAAAUAUGUUCCAUCUGAAUUCGUAACGGAGCGUGGUUUCUAUUCCUCCAACCCCGUGAAACAUUCCCUGGAUGGGGCCUUUGCUGCUCGUUUAAGUCGAGUUUUGUAGAUGCAGGAAUUGAGUUCUGGAUUCGAACAACUUCUCCAUAGCUUGUUGGCACAACAAGGAUUAUAUGUGUGGUAGACAGCCUUUUCGACAUCUUGGAGAGGUUUCUGUGCUGAUGAUCCAAGUCGCUUGGACAAAUUCGCAAUGUGUACAGUCAAAAUGUUAUACACCUACAUUGCAGAGGGAUCACUAGCUCUACAACAAAUCAAGAUAGCGAUAGUUGGAUUAUCCAAAGACAUGCGAGCCGAAUUAAUUCAGGAUUUAAACUUUGGCUAUGCACGAAGAACAGUGGAAAUACGUUCAACCAUGGAUAGGUCCAUACAGCAAAUGUUCACACAGAAUGGGGUGGGCGGGAUGUUAAUAUGUAGGUUUGUAACAGAAACUUUGGAAAAGAGAGAAUAGGCUGAUCUAUCUAGGUAGUAUGCUUCUAAGCAGCCAUCAUGUGCCCUUUGGAGUUUGGAAAAAAACUCUGUACACAGAUAGGAAUUUUCUUUGUAUUCAUGUUCUCAAAUAAAUGAAUUACGAUUUUAUGCAAUUGUUUUCAGAGUUCCCCUUACCUAGGUCUUUAGGACUAGAAGUCUGAGAUUUGUUGGGAUUACUUGAAAGG
Messenger RNA from Argentina anserina (silverweed cinquefoil), 2312 nucleotides. RefSeq lists its product as uncharacterized. The coding region runs from base 56 to 1708 and encodes 550 amino acids. Gene Ontology annotation, biological process: RNA methylation; regulation of DNA-templated transcription; rRNA processing. Lineage: Eukaryota; Viridiplantae; Streptophyta; Magnoliopsida; Rosales; Rosaceae. Gene Ontology annotation, molecular function: rRNA methyltransferase activity; RNA binding. The record is from RefSeq and is a predicted model, not a curated record. The transcript is spliced from 20 exons.